Messenger RNA from Klebsormidium nitens, 1632 nucleotides. The record is from the annotation of a GenBank genome assembly. Lineage: Eukaryota; Viridiplantae; Streptophyta; Klebsormidiophyceae; Klebsormidiales; Klebsormidiaceae.
AUGGACGCAGCCAUGCAAGCUGAUCCGGCCCGGUUGGCUAAAAGGGAGGAGACCGUCAGAAGAGGCCUCAACAUGGAUCUUGAAGCAGUCCGGAAGACCGCUAUCCAGCGCGCGGAAGAGGCACUUUCGUCCUCUGCAUCGACUAGCUCCGUCAGCAUUCCCCCAGAGGUCCAUCCAAGCGAUUCAGGCACAGAGUAUGACCUUGAGAAAUGCGUGGAAACCCUGAAAUCACCGGUGACUGUGAACAGGCUCUGUGCAGAGGACUUAGAGCGAGCUUUUCAUCUGUUCUGCACCGCUGUGAAGGUCGGCAUGGACACUGCUGAGAGAACAAUAUGGGGCUUUGCAGGGGACCUCUCGUUUCAGGACCACAUGCACGUGCUUAUGAUGAUGCUGAAGCAAAAUGCUUCAGGCCAGGACUUCUAUACCGUCAUGGUGCGAAGCGGGCUGGCAGGGCUUACUCUUGAGGACUGGCUGGUCAAAAACCUAGUUCCGCAGAAUGUGGCGCUUGUUUAUCUGGACACUGCCAUCGAUCUUGCGACCAAAGAUUCCACAACCUCUGAAAGACUGGAGGGCUUGCGAACCCUAGCUGCCGUGCUCAGUGAGGGGGGCCCAGGCUGUCACAGCAAGUUCCACGAAGCAGGCGCACUGGAGCCGUUGAUUGCCAGGUUCCUGACGACAGAGUUCUCAUUGGAUGACCUGUUGCUCCCUCGAGACCGCAACCUGGCAGCGUGGAUGCUCAAAGUCUUUGGCGCCCUGGUGCUUCCCUCGUCGGUCAUGCGAACGGUCGUUAACGGACAAGCCCUGCCAGAACAACCUGCACCAGGCGCGGCCGAGGCGAUUGAGACUCUGUUCGAGAGGGGUGUCGUCCGCAAGAUUCUAGACAUGCUGGCGCACAUGGUUGCGCGCGCGGACGACGUCCGGCGCGACGUGCGCUUGAUCGACUUCUGCAAGAUGCUGGAGAUCCUGACGACCGUGCUGGGGAAUCUGUCGAACAAGGAAGCGAUGUUCUUCGACGAGCUGAGGCCCCUUCCAGAUUUCGCCAGCAGCUUGACGUGGCUCAUCACUCACUGGAACUACGACCUCCACUCCGGCCUCACGGCAAUCAACAUUGUCAACAGAAUGUUAACCACGGGAAGGUCCGAAGAUCGCGCCGCGGCGUCCGAGAUUGUCCGCCAGGAGGGGGUGCUCAAAGCCGUCGCGGAGUAUGUCAACAACGCCCCCGAGGAGGACUUCGCAAUAGAGUUCGGCGACAGCGGCCCAGUCCAAAAGUACGAUCCCCUGCCGGACCUGUUCAUAUCCUUCCUCUCCGUCGAGGAUCUGCAACCUGGCGCGCUCACCCCGGCGGUCGUCUCCACUCUAGUUCGUAUCGCCGCUGGACCCGGCGCCGCGGCCGCGACGCGCUCCCAAGCCGCGGACCUGCUACGGCGCUUCCUGGGGGAGGGUUUAGUGUCCCCCGACCAAACCGGGGUGCAUAUCCCGUGCGACGAGUGCGGGGCGGAGAAGUUCCCCGGGGAGCUCAAGCGGUGUUCCCGGUGCAAAGAAGCCCGGUACUGCAGCCCCGAGUGUCAGCGGGCUAGCUGGAAGGAGCACAAGAAGAACUGUGUGGAGGCUCUGCCGGCGUCUGCACACUAA